Messenger RNA from Linum trigynum, 3804 nucleotides. The record is from the annotation of a GenBank genome assembly. Lineage: Eukaryota; Viridiplantae; Streptophyta; Magnoliopsida; Malpighiales; Linaceae.
AUGACAAGCACCAGAGGCACCAUUGACGAACGCCUCACUGCUCUUCUGGCGUCCACCAAUCAGGCGCAGAGCGAGCUUGAUGACAGAAUCACCAACGUUCAUGGCUUGAUGACGACUCAGGCGGCUCAAUUCCAGGAACUCCGUACUCGUUCCGACGGUCAUUCACAACAGUUCGUUACUUUGACAACUCGUUUGGAUUCGAUGGAGGCGAACUCAGCGACGCGGUUCGCUGAGCUUGAGACGAGUUCGGCGACUCGUUUGGCGGACCUAGAGGCGCGGCUCGACGAUCGUUUUGGUCAAUUCACUCACGAGAUCCGGAAUAUGCUACAGGCUUUGGUUCCUCGACCGGCGGGCGUCGUUGCUGUGGUGACAUCAACCAAGUACGACGUGUUCAUCAGUUUCAGAGGAAUCGACGUUCGAAACUCCUUCCUCGGCCACCUCUACUCUCACCUGAAAAUUUACAAGCGAUUGGCGGUCUACAAAGACGAUGUGGAUCUGGAAAGAGGAGAGCAGAUCUCGCCCUCGCUCUUGCAGGCAAUCGAGAGAUCCGAUGUUUAUGUGGUGCUCAUCUCCCCGAAUUAUGCCGAUUCCCCGUGGUGCUUGGAGGAGCUUGAGAAGAUUCUCGAGUCUAGGAAACUGUACGGGCGGAGGGUUAUACCGGUUUUCUACGGCGUUGAUCCUUCUGCCGUUGGUAGCCAGAAAUUGCCCUCUACUGCUGGGAAGAUUCAGAGAUGGGAAGCUGCAUUGAGUGAGAUUGCCGGCCUCUCUGGAUUUGAUUCCAAGGUUAUCAGCCCUGAAACUAAACUCAUCGAUGAAAUCAGCAAGGCCGUAUUUCAGGCAAUCCGCGGCAGCAGCCAGAUGGUGAAGUUCUCGUCAUAUUCGGCUAGCAGAGGCUUGGUUGGAGUAGACAGGAGGCUAAAACAAGUCCAACGGUUGUUGUGCUCCGAUGAUCAUAAGGGCAAUUGGACGAUAGGCCUGUGGGGAAUGGCCGGCAGUGGGAAGACUGCUCUUGCUAAGGCUUUCUUCGAUCUAUUCUCCUCUCAAUUCGAGGCUUCCUACUUCUUCUGCAAUUUCGCUGACGCAAUCGCUAGUGGGGUAACUCGACAACCAUUUGGUAAUCUGCAAAAUGAAUUCUUUUCAAGACUGUUGGGCGAUCACGGAGUUGGUGGAACAUUAUCCUAUGAUUUGACACUCCGUCGCCUUAGUCGUAUGAAGGCUUUGGUUGUGAUCGAUGAUGUGGGCGACGACGUGGGUGACAUUGGACCCCUGAAAGAUUUGUUAAACGGGCAGUAUAGUGAUUUGUUUGGUUCAGGCAGUAUUGUGGUCAUGACAAGCAGGAACCAGCAACUUCUCAAGAGCGUGUGUCAUACUGUAUAUGAAGUUGAGGGUCUGGGUGAUGAAGAAACUUGGCAACUUUUCUGCUUGCAUGCCUUCAGGGAGAAAAGCGUUCGAACUGAAUAUCUGCAGAUGAUCUGGAGAGCAAUACGCUACGUGGGUGGAAAUCCUUUGGCAACUACUAUCUUGGGCGCGCACUUGUAUGGCAGGGAUCUCAAGUUUUGGGAUCGUGAGCUGCAUGCUUUGCAGAAUAAUUCCCCCAACUCAGUGGUUCAGAAUGUCUUGAGAAGGAGCUACGACGGGUUAAGUCGAGCAGAGAAAGAUAUAUUUCUUGAUCUUGCAUGCUUUUAUGAUUAUUGGCAUACGCAAAACUUGGAGAUCAUUGAGGAGAUGUUUUCAGAAGGUGGGAGGAUGAACCUCAUUACUAACCUAGUUGAUAAGUCUCUUAUACGUAUUAUUCCUCUAGGUGAGCGCUCCAUAAAAAUGAAUCCUCUGCUACGAGACCUUGGUUGCAGCAUUGUCAAUGAAGAACGUCAAAUUGGAAAUCGUUCGAGGUUGUGGAAACUUGAAGAUGUGUCUUACCUCUUCCAGCAAAACAAGGGUACUCAAUCACUUGAAGGUAUUUUUUGUAAACAUUUCUACCAGAAACCACAUGGCAUAUGCACACAAUCUGACGCUUUUGAGAAGAUGGAAAACCUCAGAUUUCUUGUGAUUGAUGGUGAUGCUAGCAACCUAAUUCUACCAGAUGAGGGGUUGAAAUGUCUGCCAAAUCCGUUAAGAAUUCUUAAAUGGCGCUCAUUUUCUUCAAAAUAUUUGGCAUCCCAAUUCUCUGCUGAAAAUCUUCUCACACUUGAUCUGUGGGACAGCAAGAUUGAGCAACUUUGGGAAGAUGAUGAACUUGACGUAGAUUUGGGGAAUUUACAAUUUCUUUCUCUUUUGGGAUCCAAGAACCUGAGGAAGUUGCCUAAUCUCUCCACUGCAAAAAGACUCAAAGUAAUUAAUCUCUCUGUGUGUACGAGCUUAGUUGAGCUUCCAACAUCAAUUUUGGAUCUUCCCGAGUUGGAAUACCUCUAUGUGAGUGGCUGCAGCAGCCUAAAGUGGGAUAACUUGGAAGGCUAUGCAAACAGCAGCCAUAUUAAUUCUGAUGUCUUACCCAGCCUUAAAAGCUUUGCCCUCAGUCAUAAGGUCCCUAGUUUCAUCAUGCGCUUGCAGAUUCUGAAACUGGAGUGCCAUAAGUGUACAACGUUGACUGAAUUUCCGGCCAUCCCAAGCCUCAAGGAACUAACCUUGACUGGUAGUUUGAUCGAAGAGUUGGUUGGGUUGGAGAAGUUGACAGAGAUGAAGGGCCUCAGACUUUCAGGAAACGAGCAACUUGUUAUUCUCAGCUCUGGUGACUUGUCCAAGUUGAAAUCUCUCGAAGAGAUUCGUCUGGAUGGUUGUAGCAAGCUGUCCCGACUUCCUGAAAGCAUUGGCAAACUAAUACAUCUGGGAAGUCUUGAUAUAAGUCGCACAGCUGUGAGAGAGCUGCCGUCCUCCAUUGGAGAUCUCACACAACUGUAUAAAUUGCUCCUCAAGGGUUGUAAGAGCCUAGUAUGCCUUCCUGACACCAUGCACAAACUAUCUAGAUUGGAUAGUCUCGUUCUGGUUGGUUGUGAUCAGCUAAGGCAUAUACCAGGCCUUCCUUCAUCCUUGAAAAUUUUGGAUGCACAUGGCUGCAGGUCGCUUCAAACCUUGUCAAUUGGCAGUGUUGAGAAAUAUGCAUUCACAAGUCUGAAGUGGUGCUUUGCCCAGUGCUGGAGCCUGGAUCCAGGAUUAUGUAGUAAGCUUGUGGAUAAGUUCGCCCGAGAUUCAGUUCGGAUCUUCGGCCACUCGAGCCUCAUACUCCCGGCAAAAUGGGGCUGUGGAGAAGGAAGCAUAACGGGAUCCAAUUAUGAUAGUUUUAACAACACAAGGGCUACAGCAAGGUUGCGUGGACAACCAUGGGAGUUGAAGUCAACCAUUUUCUGUGCCCUACUCAGUUCCCCUGACCCCGCUCUUAAUAAUCAGGGCUACGAGUUCCGUGUUAUCGUGAAGAUGAACAAUACAGACAAAGCUGGAGACACAGAAAUGGUGAGUGAUUGCCCGUGGAGACCUUUCCAAAGAUAUGAAGAUCGGGAGGAGGAGGAGGAGGAGGAGAGUCCCUCAAAUGAUCACUUCUUAGUCUGGUCUAUUCGUGGACCACUUGUCGAAGGGAAAACUGUGGAUGAUGGUUCCGAGGUUGAAUUCAUUUUUCGAGACAGUUACAAGACCAAGGGUGGAUCCAGGACACUCAACUUGAUCAAGAACUGUCGGGUUAUCCCUGUUUACAGCAACAGAGUUGUGAGAACCGAAAACGUAAACGAAGAUGAAAAUGAUGAUGAUGAUGACGACGACGAGUCUCCAAACGAGCUCCAUGGAUUAUAUGAUCAGUUGUGCUCCAGUGGGAACUGA